This is a messenger RNA of Octodon degus (degu), 4026 nucleotides long. RefSeq names its product KIAA1841 ortholog (gene Sanbr). The coding region runs from base 290 to 2290 and encodes 666 amino acids. Lineage: Eukaryota; Metazoa; Chordata; Mammalia; Rodentia; Octodontidae. The record is from RefSeq and is a predicted model, not a curated record. The transcript has 21 exons.
CUUAGAGCGGACGCCCGGGUGGGCGGCGCGUGCGGGCCUCGCGCCGGAGUUGCGGGCUGAAUCGUCGGGGUUCCUUGGCAAGACAGCGGGUGGGCGCUGGCUGCUGCGGGUGACAGAGGCGCAGGAAGGGCCUCCGUGGCCCCGUUGAGAUGAGAAAAUUGAAGCACAGAUACUACCUGAACUAGAUAAUACCUUAAAUAAUAAAACUGGGUGCAACUUUGGACAGUCCACCUGUGGAAUCUACACAUACAACCACUCCAGUGCUCUGACCCUUCAAUAAGUUCCAAAGAUGAGUCGUGGAUAUUCAGAAAACAACAAUUUCCUGAACAAUAACAACCAAAUGGUACUGGACAUGAUCCUUUAUCCAUUAAUCGGAAUCCCUCAGACCAUCAACUGGGAAAGCGUUGCAAGACUUGUGCCUGGACUAACACCCAAAGAGUGUGCAAAAAGGUUUGAUGAGCUGAAGAGCAGUGGAAGCUCACCUGUGGAUAAUCAGUAUAAUCCCCUAAUGGCCACUGGCGAGAGUCCUGUUGAAACUUUAGCCACAUACAUCAAAUCUUCACUUCUUGACACACACGGAGAUUUUCAGGAGACUGCAGGUGGUCAGGAUGCAGUUUCCAAAACAGGAAGACAUAGUAUAGCUUCCACAAGGAAUUGUUCUUCAGAAAGUGAAAAUUGUACUACUCAUAAUGGUGGAGAAAAGACUGAAGAAUCUGAAGGGCCAAACAUGGUGAUUCAUGUAUGCGAUGAAGGAAAAAACUUGAAAGAAGAUUUUAUUUGCCCACGAGAUCUUUUGAUAUCAGAGAUGAAGUACUUUGCUGAAUACUUAUCUAUGGAUGCUCAGCGCUGGGAAGAGGUGGACAUUUCAGUUCACUGUGACGUUCACAUUUUCAACUGGUUGAUAAAAUAUGUUAAAAGGAACACUAAGGAGAAUAAAGACUGUGAGAUGCCCACUUUAGAGCCUGGAAAUGUCAUUUCAAUUCUUAUUUCUUCAGAGUUUUUAAAAAUGGAUUCACUAGUAGAGCAGUGUAUUGAGUACUGCCACAGAAAUAUGAACGCUAUAGUAGCUACACCAUGCAACAUGAACUGUAUUAAUGCUAAUCUUCUUACGCGAAUAGCUGAUCUCUUCACACAUAAUGAAGUUGAUGAUUUAAAAGACAAAAAAGAUAAGUUUAGGAGUAAACUUUUUUGUAAGAAGAUAGAGAGACUGUUUGAUCCUGAAGAUAAGACUUGGGAUAUUCAUGAGUAUUUGAAUAGUCUUUUUGAAGAAUUAAAAUCUUGGAGAGAUGUAUAUUGGAGGUUAUGGGGAACAAUCAACUGGCUGACCUGUUCCAGAUGUUUUCAGGCUUUUCUCUGUAUUGAAUUUUCACAUUGCCAAUACCACUCAGAAACAGUAGUUUAUCCUACUGCUGCGAGUUCACCAAGUGCUGCUGGCACUGGAAUCUACCCUUGCUGUAACCAAAAAGUGCUUCGGUUUGAUCCUACUCAGCUUACCAAGGGCUGUAAAGUGAGAGACCACACCGUUGCUCUUCGUGAUCAAGGUGAAGGAAGGGAUUUGCCGUCCUGUGCAGCUGCUAGGACGCUGGUUGAUCUGCAGAAACACAAAGAUGUCAUUGUUGUGCCUUUUUCUAAAGAUACAGUUAGUGACCCUGUGGUUGGUUCCUGUGAUGAGCAGGGGCUAGAAUGUGAUGUUUUACUGGAGCCGCACACACCAUGGGGCCCCAAAACUGGGGAGCUCAAUGCUUUCUUAUCUCUGAAAAACUGGACCCUGCAACUAAAACAACAGUCACUAUUUUCUGAAGAAGAAGAAUAUACUACUGGAUCUGAAGUCACUGAAGAUGAAGUUGGUGAUGAGGAAGAAGUAUCCAAAAAACAAAGGAAAAAGGAGAAGCCAAAGAAGUUCACAAAGCAACCAAAAAAGCAGAUGUCUUCACCCUGUGCUCAAAAGAAAGAAAAGCCAUCAGAGAAGUCAGCUUCUAGAGAUGUGUCUCCUUUCGUUGUGAGUAUGCAGAAGAAUAAGUGGGAUGCCACGAGAUCCUUGAGGUUCAACCAGGAUGCACAAAGAGAAGAUGAUCAGCGACGGAUGUCUGAAAUUACAGGGCAUCUAAUAAAAAUGAGGUUGGGUGAUUUGGACCGAGUCAAGUCAAAAGAAGCAAAAGAAUUUGCAGGAGGUAUUUAUUCCAGGCUUGAAGCACAAAUCAAAGCCUCUGUGCCAGUUAGUACACGACAAAGCAACUCGGAGAAAAACACAAGGUCUAAAAGUCGUUUUGGUCAAGGGCGUCCUGGAUAAAGCAACUUAAAAUAUGAAGACAGAAGGUACUUCUGGACAUCUGAAAUCACUCCCUUCCUCAAGACCUUCAGAAUGAUGACUUGUAGAUGUUUUAUUUAUUAUUCUUAUAAGAUAUAAUCAUAAAGCUGAAAAUGCAUAUAGUUAGGUUUUAUGAAAAUCUAACUGUAAAUAUGAAACCUUUUAAAUCUAAUUUUUAGAAUGAGUCUAAGCUAUGUAGAAAACAAUUAUUUACAAAUUUUGCAUAGUUAGAAUUCCUUAUUUGUUCUUUAUUUGAAAGAAAAGUUUAAGUUGUUACAUUGCUAGGUUCUUUUAAGACAUUAAAAAAAUUAGGCAUACACAGCUGGUUGUGUCCCUGUACAUGGGCACUGACUGCGCUGCCUCGUGGGCUGGAGAUCUUGGGUAGAGCCCUGAGAACGGCCGCUGGUAUGAGGACAUUGCCUGUGGAGUUAGAACUAAGUUUGCAUGAAUGUUACGGAGUGCAAGAUCUCAAGACUGCAUUAAAUAAGUGUCUAGGUGUGAGUUGUUUCAAUACUGUGUUAGGCGGAACUUUUUCAGCCUUAUUCUGUGGAAAAUACAGUGUUAAUCCAACUUUAUUUCUUUCAGUUUUGAUGCUAUCUAUCGGUCAUCAGAGCUGGAACUACUGAGCAUUACCUCUUCCCUCUGUGAAGCUAGUGCCAUUAUAGGUUUGCUGAAGUAAGCGCUGGUGGAUUUAGCACAGUCAAUCUCUCCAGUUGUAGGGGCCACUCGCCGCACCAUUGUUAGUGCACCAUCCAUAUGUAUAGCCAUUUAUUUACAUAGACCUUCAAAACACUUCCAAUUGCUAGUUACUUCAACAGUGUCUAAAAAAUGCAUACAUGUGAUGGGUGAAAACUUUCAUAUAUUCAAGAAAAAUCAAAUUUAAAUUUAAAUUCUAUUUUAUAGAUCAUGUUUUACUUUUUCUAACCAGGCAGAAUGCUCAGGGAAAAAUUGUUCCAAACCGUAAGCAUAUUAUAAAUUAUGUGUUUGGAAGUUACUUAGAUAAAGAUCUCUGAAUAACUUCAAGAUGCACUGUUUCCUCUUGUCUUCAUUGGCCUUGUCCUUUAAAUGUGUUCCGACUUCUUCAGAGGACAGGCCAAAGCCAUGUGACCAGCAGCCAUCUUUUGAAAAGCUCAAGCAUCGCCCUUCAUUUGCACAUUCAGAGCUCACUGUUUUUAGUUUGUUUUAGUUGAUAUUUGAACUAGCUGUUGAUUUGCUGUUUUAUGUGUGGUUUUGCCAAAGUUUAUGUUUGGAAAUUUUGUUCCAAUAUAUAUUUGUUUCAUUUGUUUAAUACUUCGGGAAUAGAUUAUACCAUAUUUAUUUUCAAAAGCAGGUGUUUUAUGGUUCGUUAUAUGUAACCCCGUUAAAUACCAGUGUCUUGUGGUGGUGUAAGAUACUCUGAUGAAAGCAUUUGGGUUUAAACACGUAAGCAGUACUGUGGUGACGGCAGUUAGAGAAGAAAAAUACCAUAAGUUUUUUAAACUUAUGGUAAAAGGCAAAUUGCUUCUCCUCUGGAGGGACUGUACUACUGAACUGAUUUUCAAAACCAGAAUUUAAGUCUUUUUAGAGUUUGGGUUUUGUUUGUUCAUGUCUCUCUGUAAUACAUGGCACAUGUACCACCAACAUUUUACUCAAAUUCUUAACAUUUAUUUUGCCAAAUGCUUUAAGGUUUUACCUUACAUUAAUUCUGAAUUCACACUUCUUGGAUUGAAAUAAAUGUU